This is a messenger RNA of Lactuca virosa, 1191 nucleotides long. The record is from the annotation of a GenBank genome assembly. Lineage: Eukaryota; Viridiplantae; Streptophyta; Magnoliopsida; Asterales; Asteraceae.
AAAAAAACUAACACCACUAAACCUAAAACGGCGGUCCUUCACAAUCACAAUCGAUCGACUCUACUUACCCGCUUCCUUUUCUCCAUCUCUCAGUUGAUCGAUUUCUUCAACCAUCAAGCCUCUCACUACGACCGAUCGAUUCCUUCCACCAUCAAGCCUCUAACUAUGACCGCUCACAACCAGCAACAUCGUGUACAUCUAGACCUCCGCCUCAAGUAUCUUCUAUCGACGUGCACACCUUCCGCCUCCUCCAUCCGCCCUCCAGUCCGGUCACCGCCGGUGUCAGCCCUAAUUUUAUAGAUUCACAUGGCCGGACUGCCCUCCAUUGGGCUUCACUUUAUGGCACGUUUUGACUUUUGAUCCAUUUUGAAGUCAAUGAUCAAAACGGGCAUCAUUUUCUUGAAUGUUUGUGAUAUGAGAAAGUGUGUUUUUUGCGGAGAAGAAACAAUGGUGGCACUGGUGAAAUUUGGUGCGUAUGCAGAGGUGGUUGAUGACCCAACAACUAUGAAUCCAGGUGGACAAAUGGCUGCUGAUCUGGCAUCGAGUAAAGGGCAUAAAGGGAUUGUUGGAUAUUUAGCAAAAAUGAUCUCACCAAUCUUCUUUCAGCAUUGUCAAGAUUCAGUUCGAAAGCAUUAUAAAAAAGUGGUGUGGUCUGUUGGGAUAGUGGAGAAAGUUAUUCCUUAGUGGGUUGCAUGGAUUCUGGCUGGAAUUGAGAGCUUCAGAAUCGGAAUAUGAUUUUCUAAGAAUAGGUCGGAAACAGAAAUAUGUUGGAGUGGAAAAGGCAUUGGCUAGGGUGCAUUCCAUGGCUCGGAAUCCUGAAGGCCAGGAACAGUCCAUGAGGCUCGUACGGAAGUUUGAAAAGUUGAGCCAUGAAGAUAGCAGCAACAAAUGACAUUGAGUUGAGAGUUUGUGAGGUUGUGCAACCCAAUGGAACAACCAAAGCUUAUUUUGCCCGUGGGAGGUUGGGGGUGGCAAAGAUGGAUACACAGAUGCUCAUAUUGAUGAAAUUCGCAAAGAAUGGUCUUCUUUUGUGGCAACCUUUAUUUUUCGGUCAUAUUUUGUACCGAUAAACAAUGUUUUGGUAACUUAGAAAUGUUUGUUAGUAUUUCACAUAGGAUUUCUACAAUAUUUUUGAUAAAUUGUUAUUGCAUUUACAUAAUGCUGAUUUUGUUAUAAAUUUGCUUUGGGAAU